GUUGAGCAAAACAUUCUAGUUUGAGCGUCUUUCAUUCUGUCCACCUGAAUCGAACUUUCUCAUGAACUUUGCAGACGGUUUUGGAAUCUUGUAUAUUUAAAAUGAUACACGCACUUUCAAAGUUUCUUGGCCGCAAAUCAUCAUCAAACGAGAAUCCCAAAAUUAAAGAAAGCCAGUCUAUUUGGCAAAAGGCAACAUCCCUUAGGCAAUCUUUUAGGCUUUCAUCAAAAUCCAAAGUCACUCAAAAAUCUGGCCCAGAACUUUCUAUUCUAUUAUCGGAUGAGAAAUCCUCCUUGUCAACAAUUGAUAUAAGUUCAUUAGAAUGGCGUCGAAGUUUGGCAGUCGAAGAAGUCUCCAAAAGAAGCCUUCUAUCAAGAUCUCUAUGCAUGACUGGUGAUUGGGAUGAUCAGAAAUUAACACCAAAAGAGUCAGACGAUGCUGCCUCAUCUGUGGAGAAAGGAUUAGAUUGGAAUGCUCAAAAAAGACCUCUCAGCUUCAGUCAUCAGGAAGUGUCAUCUCAAAGAACUAAAAGUCAACUUCGUCAUAGUUACAGUCAAAGAGAAGUGUCACAUCAUUCUCGUCAUGAAAAUGAUUCUCUGCCAAGACCUUCGACUGAUUUGAAUAUCAAUCCUUCUGUAGCAAAGUCUACUCCAGUGUUAAAGAAAGAGUGUUGUAGAAGUAAUUCAAACUCAUCUAGUAGUUCGUUACAGUCCUCAGUGCAAGAAUCUGGGAAAAAUAUUAUGGUGACCAGGCAUUUUAAAAAAGGAUCAGUUUAUGAUACUCUCGCUUCUGCUAGUGGCUUAGAUUUUUCUCCAGUAAUUCAACUCAAAAGUUUUAGUUCUCGUCGAGAUGAUACCAACACCCAGGCACAAGCUUCAAAAAGUGUUGAAACACCAAAGGAAAUUAGUGUUACACAUGAUGAUUACACAUCAAAAAUAAAUGACGAUACAAGUUCAAGUGAGAAGCAAGAAUGUGAUACUUCUAAUCAAAAAAGAAAUCAGCCUAUCAAAAAAGAAAUAAGUUCUGCUUGCAUUGCUGCUCAUGAAAAAUUUCCCUCCUGGCCUGUGGUAUCAGAAUUAUCUUCAGUUUCCCAUCGAUCACAUUCCUGGAUUGGACAAACUGAUUAUCCCAAGGAAAAGAUUGUUUACUCUAGACCCAAAAAAGACCACCAAUAUAAAAUAUCAACUAAUCAACUUCAACCUGUUCUAGAACGAGCUUCUGAUAAUCCUGCCAACUCCAAAAAAUCCAGCGAUUGGACGCAUUUAAGAGAUAGUUCUCAAAUUUCUUGUCAUAGUUCCAUCAAAGACUGUAAUGGGAAACAGUUUGACUUUGAAGCUUUUCACACACCCUGCAUUCCUAAAUGUUAUGAAGGCAAAGACUGCGCUCCACCGUCCCCUCCAGAGCGAGAUGGCUCAUCAAAUUCUGCCCAUAUUUCCAAAAGUAGUGGAAUUCAACAUAGACAUGAAAGCUUGUUUGAGCAUGAUGUCUCUUGGAAUAAUCCUCAAUCUAAUACACCAUUUUUAGACAGGUUAAGAAUGGAAAAUGUUUGGCCUCCGCCACCCCCAGUUCAAAUUCACCAAGCAGCAGCAGCACCACCACCACCUCUUCUACAACAAGGAAAUGAUUCUGAGCUAUCCAGUGAGAACGGUACGUGGAUGGGUAGUAUGGAAAGUAGUAGUCAUGGAAGAGGUAUUAAUAAAUGGCAAGGCUCUUAUAGUGAUUUGAGUACCUUAAGUACCCAGUUGUCCAAUCGCAGCUCUCUAUUUGACAGUGGUCACUCUACUAUGCCUGAGAGUGGCCGUCUGUCACCACAAUCUUCCUGUGAUAGUUUGUUAUUGGAGGGUCCAACUCGUGCUCAAGUUGUAGCUAGACAUGGUCAUCGUGAAAUAGUUGCUCAUAGUGCUAGAGUUCAACAACCUGAAAGACACGGCUCUGAGAGUGUUCUCUACUAUGCAAAAUCUUGCAGGCCCAUUGAUUCUGUUAACAAGAAUCUUGAAAACCCUAAGAACUCUACGACUGAUGAUGCAAUGUUUCGAAGUCACGCUUCUCUAACUUUAAAUGCUGUGCACAAUAAUAAUGACAUAGAAAACAAAACUUGUAAACGUCCUGCUAGACAAGAUUCUAAAACCAGUCAUAAUUCCUCAACAGAGUCUCGAUGUUUGAAUGAUUCUGGAUUAUUAGAUGCUGGUAAAGCUGCAAACCUGUUAAAUUACAAAAAUUUAGAAAAAUAUUCAUCAGGAAAUGUUCAUAGUGGAUCAUUUACUAAAUAUAAGCCACCAAAAUCUAAAAGUAUAGAUGAGAGCUCACGGAAACCUACAAUUCCUGAAAGGAGACAACGGGCUUCUGAUCCAGAAUUAAAAGCCUUUCAAAAACAAGCUGUUCUUUCAUUUUAUCAAAGAAUGUCUUUAGCUGAAUCAACAAAAUCUGAAUCUCUUGCUAAGCUUAGAGUACCUAAAUUAUCUUUACCUUCUAACAAUAAAACACCCAAUAACCCAUAUGUUCAAGAGAAGCCCUCAGAUAGUGGUUUAUUGAACAAUUAUAGCAAAUCAGUUCCCAAUUUAAUGAUACUUAAAGGUCAAAAUUUUGAUUUGCCUCCUAGUCAUCCUUUUUUUAAACAAGCAAGUGAUCAGAAAAAAAUGUUUCCUAUGGUAAAAGAUGAAAUCAUAUCAUGGAAUCAACUUCCAAAUGUUUUUGAGAAAAAGACAGAUUCUAUGGUUGCCUCUUUGAGUGAUCCACCUGAAGAUUUUGGGGGUUGUAGCAGUUUUUUGAAAGCACCACGCAAAGUUCAACUAAAAGAAGUGCAUCAUUCCAAUGAAACUGCUUCUAUCCAAGUGGUAUCGUCUGAAGGAGUAACAUUAGUUCAAACUUGUGAAAAGAAGAGACGCCCACCUCCACCUCCUCCACCAAAGCAGCCUCCCAAAAGGCCCCCUCCACCACCUCCUCCUCUCGCUGAAGUCAGCUCACCACCAUUGUCACCCCACAACAUUCAAUCCACACUUUCUGAGGAUAUAGAACACCCUACUACUCCUGAACUACCACCACCUCCUCCUUUAACUGAAGAAAAUGAAGUCAUGAAUUGCGAUGAGCCACUACCUCCCCCUCCAGAUCUAAGUGAUAUAGAAAUGUCUUCUAAAUUAGCAAAUAAUUCUAUGAUAUACCCCAAAAAUUCAUACAUGUCAUACAGAAGUGAAAAAAAGCUUUCUAGGCAAGGAUUUGAUGGAAACUAUCGACGUUCAUUUCAGUCUUCAUCUGUUGAUUUAUCUGCUGUUGAUGAUGAAAAACAGUCUCUGUCUAGUUGGGAACAAGAAUAUUCAAAUUGUCUGCAGAAAGACAAUGCAAGUAUCAACUAUCAAAAUACAAGAAGGCAAGAUCACAUAUCAAGUGACGACAGUAUUAUUCAAUCAGUUACUCAAGACUCUUUGCAUCGAGCAGUGCCAUAUUGUGCUCCUAGUCAAGAAAAUCUGAACACUUCAUCUGAUUUUUACCAAAACUUGCAUAGCUCAAUUGGCUUAUCAUCUAAUUUUUCUAAUGACUUAAUAAGUAAAUCAAUUUUGACUGAUGCCUCAUCUAAUACUUUAACCGAUAGUAACUCUCAAAAUAUUGAAAGUAAUUCCAUAGUUGAUUACAAUCAAAAUUCCUUACUUAGUAAUGAUAUAGAAGAAAAUGAUUUUAAAGCUUCAAAUGAUGUUAUAAAUCACAUAAGCAGUAGCCAAAUUUAUGAAUUUCCCAUAUUACAUCAGAAACUGGUUAAGACACAAGAGAAACUAAAUUGUGAACAAAUUGCCAGAGAUAUUUUUCAUCAGUAUGGCGAUAUUACAUUCAAAUCUUUAUUCAUUCCAGCUCCAAAUCACAAAACAUUGCCAGACUAUAUGGAAAGUGUGUUAAAUUUAUUACUUGAAAAAAAGAAUAAGCCUAAUGAUCUGAGUUCACCAAUGUCUGUAAACAAUCAAAGGGAAGAAAAUAUACUGAAAGAUACACAUAUUUCUGAAGAAAUGGGAAUCAAAAAUGAUGUUCCAAAAGAAGAGUUGAUAAUUAGCAUCAAAAAGAAACUUGAUAUUCUGAGAGAAGAACAGAAUACUAUUCGACUGCAAUUACUUAAAAAUAAUCAAAUUGGAUUAGAAAUAUCUGAUCGUCUAAAAGAAUUGGCUAAAUCUCAUGAAUCAGAAAAGUAUUUCCUCCAUAUUGAAGAACUUGAAAAAAUAGUCAAUUUAUUGUUGUCCAUUUCUGGACGAUUAAUGAAAGCUGAAAAUGUUUUGAAGAAUUUCUCAAAUGAAUGCAGUGAAGAUGAAAAGAAAACUUUUGAAUCCAAAAGAAAUAAACUGAAAGAACAGUAUGAAGAUGCUUGUAGGCUGAAAGAAAGUAUUGACAAAAGAAGUAAACAAGUUUCCAUAUUCCUUCUCAAAUACUUUACAGAUGAAGAAUAUGCAAAAUAUGAAAAUUUUAUAAAAAUGAAAACAAAAUUUCUGAUUGACAUUCGAGAAAUCGAUGAAAAAAUCAAUUUAGGAGAAGAACAAUUGGCUGCACUCAGUGUUGUGUCUCAUGUUUGGAAAAGUGCCAACUAUUAAGCAUCGUUUACAUGCAUGUUUUUUUUUAAAAGAAUUGUAACUAAAAAUAAUUUGGCAAUUCUUAUUGCUUAGUGAUCUAUUCUUAUUAGAUAAGCCAAGUGAUAAGAAAUUGUCUUAUUAUCCAUGAUGCUUUUAUAAUCUGAAAGUAGUAUUUUCCAAAUUCCAAUUGUUUUAAUUCAAACUGGUAUUGUUAGAUUUGAAAUUCUACAGAAAUAUUUUUACAAGUAUUAUGUGUGAUAUUUGUGAAGUGUGCCAUUUGUUGACAAGAGCUAUGUUUAGCUUGGCAGUGCCAUUACAGUUAAAAUGCUUGUAAAUAGGAAAAAAAUGAUAUAUUUGUGAAAAGAAAUUACAAUUGCUUGCAAGAUGCUGAACGUUAUACUUUGUCAAUCCAAGUGAUUUUGUUUGUGUAUUGUACAAUAUAAAUUUUAUAAUGCGUUUUUCAUUUUAUGCUGUAAUUUAGUAUAUGUUUGCAAUGGCUCUAUUUAUUAUAUUUUAUGCUUUAUGUUAGUGAAACUCUUUCCCCCCAAUAAAUUAAGGAUUUACUCUUAUAUUUAUGUCAUAGCUUUUGACUUAUUUUCUCUUUUUUUAUUGAUAAUUUAGUAAAGAGUUGUGCUAAGCCUGUGACUUGUGAGCAAAAGCUUUUUAUCUAUUUAUAUUAAUUUGAUGUAAAAACAUUAGAAUGUUGUUGAAAAUUGUUCAUCAAGAUAAAUUGUAUAUUUAAAAAGAAAACAUACUGUAGUACUCUAUUCUUGUAAGAAUGACUAUUUUAUUUGUUCAUUAAAAAAUAUUUUACCUUUGUUAUUACCAUACUAGGGCUGUUAAAAGCAAUAAAUGUACACUUUUAUCGUUUA
Parasteatoda tepidariorum (common house spider) is the source of this 5416-nucleotide messenger RNA. RefSeq lists its product as uncharacterized. NCBI's taxonomy places the organism in Eukaryota, Metazoa, Arthropoda, Arachnida, Araneae, Theridiidae. Gene Ontology annotation, cellular component: adherens junction; apical junction complex; cortical actin cytoskeleton. Gene Ontology annotation, molecular function: actin filament binding. The record is from RefSeq and is a predicted model, not a curated record. Gene Ontology annotation, biological process: actin filament organization.